Molecule: messenger RNA, 1716 nt
Organism: Trichomonas vaginalis G3
Lineage: Eukaryota; Parabasalia; Trichomonadida; Trichomonadidae
Product: ankyrin repeat and SOCS box-containing protein 4 family
Exons: 1
Coding region: 1-1716 (571 amino acids)
Molecular function (GO): protein binding
Source: RefSeq, a predicted model, not a curated record
AUGUCCGAUCAAGAGAUUUAUCCAAAUAAAUACGGUGAAUUACGAAGCAUCUGUAAAUACUACAUCGAUUUAUAUAAUGCAUUGUAUCAGCUAAAAACUGAAAACGAAGAAGGAUUAAAGUCGAUUUACCAAAAGAUCAAAACAGAAUUGAUUGAUUCAAAGAAUCAUCUACCGCAAACUAUAAUCAAAGAUAUUUUGAAUAUUAUUCUGUAUAAUAAUCGCUAUACAAAGUCAUAUUUAUUUCUUGCCAAACUCAUAUCUGGUGAUUAUCAUGUGGAAGAGGUCAGAGAAGUUGAACAUGUUUCAAACUUCUUGUUUUAUAAAGAGUAUGGUAUUAAAUUAGACAAAUCUGAUGAUUUCGAAAAAUUUAAAUCAGAAAAUCUCGAUAUUCAUACGGAAGAUAGUAUUUAUAGAACAAUUAUGUAUAAUGAUUUAGAAAGAUUUAUCUCAUUCACUGAAAGAGAAGCAUUUGAUAAAAAUCAAAAACUACGAUCUCAUUUGUAUCCAAGUUUUACAAAUUAUUCAUUACUUGAAUUAUGUUGUUACCAUGGAGCAGUUGAUUGUUUCAAGUUAUUAAGAACAAAGUUUAACUCAGAAAUAACUGAUACAUGUCUUGAACUUUCAUUUUUAGGAGGACACCCUGAGAUCAUGAAUGAAUGUUUGAAAUAUCAAAAACCAGAUGAAGAAUGCAUGGAGUUUGCAAUUAUUUCACACAACAUUGAUUUUGUUGCAUUCUUGAUGAAUGAAUACAAUUUAGAGAUCAAAUUAAUUGAUUGUAAAAUUUUUAAUAAUCUGGAAUCAUUUUUAGUUUAUUUCGAUAAAACUAAUGAUAUUGAUGAAUGCUUUGAUAAUUCUAUUAUAUAUAAUAUUCCAUCACUAUGCAAAUAUUUCAUUUCACAUGGUGCAAAUAUCAACAAAAAGAUGUCUUUACAAGAAACAGCUAUUCAUCAUGCAGCAGAAUAUAAUAGUAAAGAAGCAAUCGAACUUCUUAUUUCACAUGGUGCAAAUAUCAAUGAAAAAGAUGAAUAUGGAGCUACCGCUCUUCAUUAUGCAGCAAAAUAUAAUAGUAAAGAAACAGUCGAACUUCUUAUUUCGCAUGGUGCAGAUAUCAAUGAAAAAGAUGAAUAUGGAGCUACCGCUCUUCAUUAUGCAGCAGAAAAUAAUAGUAAAGAAACAACCGAACUUCUUAUUUCGCAUGGUGCAAAUAUCAAUGAAAAAGAUGAAUAUGGAGCUACCGCUCUUCAUUAUGCAGCAAAAUAUAAUAGUAAAGAAACAGUCGAACUUCUUAUUUCGCAUGGUGCAAAUAUCAAUGAAAAAGAUGAACAUGGAGCUACCGCUCUUCAUUAUGCAGCAAAAUAUAAUAGUAAAGAAACAGUCGAACUUCUUAUUUCGCAUGGUGCAAAUAUCAAUGAAAAAGAUGAACAUGGAGCUACCGCUCUUCAUUAUGCAGCAGAAAAUAAUAGUAAAGAAACAGCCGAACUUCUUAUUUCGCAUGGUGCAGAUAUCAAUGAAAAAGAUGAAUAUGGAGCUACCGCUCUUCAUUAUGCAGCAGAAAAUAAUAGUAAAGAAAUAACCGAACUUCUUAUUUCACACGGUGCAAAUAUCAACGAAAAAGAUGAUACUGGACGAAGUGCUCUUGAUUAUGCAAUUGAAAAUGAUAGUAAAGAAACAGCCGAGCUUCUUAGUUUACAUUUGCAUAUAAACGAUCUGCAAUGA